This is a messenger RNA of Gilbertella persicaria, 1383 nucleotides long. RefSeq names its product delta-6-fatty acid desaturase. Gene Ontology annotation, biological process: lipid metabolic process. Gene Ontology annotation, cellular component: membrane. The transcript has 4 exons. The record is from RefSeq and is a predicted model, not a curated record. Bases 1 to 1383 code for a protein of 460 amino acids. Gene Ontology annotation, molecular function: heme binding; oxidoreductase activity, acting on paired donors, with oxidation of a pair of donors resulting in the reduction of molecular oxygen to two molecules of water. NCBI's taxonomy places the organism in Eukaryota, Fungi, Mucoromycota, Mucoromycetes, Mucorales, Choanephoraceae.
AUGACAACACAAGAGCCCCAAGUUUUCACUAGAAAACAGUUUGAAGAAAUCAACCAAGCUGUUAAGGAUGGUGUUGAAGGCGCAAAGAAAUAUAUCAUUAUCGACAAUAAAUUGUAUGAUGUGACUGAGUUUGUUGAAGAUCACCCUGGUGGGCAAGCAGUCUUGUUGACUCAUGUUGGAAAAGACGCCUCAGAUGUUUUCCAUGCCAUGCACCCUGAUUCAGCUUAUGAAAUCCUUGCUAAUUAUUAUGCUGGUGAUUUAGAACCAGUCAAAGAAAUGGACCAACAAACUGAAAAUAGUGCUAAAUUUGCUGCCGAAAUGCGUCAACUCCGUGAUAAGCUCAAGACAGAAGGUUAUUUUGAAUCGAGCAAACUCUUUUAUGUGUACAAGGUUCUUUCUACGCUUGCUCUCUGUGCUGCUGGCCUUGCGCUCUUGUACGCCUAUGGUCGUACUUCCACUUUAGCUGUUGUUGUCUCAGCUGUGAUCAUUGGUAUCUUUUGGCAACAGUGCGGUUGGUUGGCCCAUGAUUUUGGUCACCAUCAAUGCUUUGAAGAUCGCUCAUACAAUGAUCUUUUGAUCAUCUUGCUCGGUAACUUUUGUCAAGGCUUUUCAUUAUCAUGGUGGAAAAAUAAGCACAACACACAUCAUGCUAGUACAAAUGUUCAUGGUCAAGAUCCCGACAUUGACACCGCACCUGUCUUGUUGUGGGACGAAUAUGCAUCUGCUGCUUAUUAUGGAUCUUUGGACUCUGAACCAACCAUGAUGUCCCGUUUCAUUGCCGAAAGUGUCUUGCCUUAUCAAACACGUUAUUACUUUUUUGUCCUUGGUUUUGCUCGCUUCUCUUGGGCCCUUCAAUCUCUCUUGUACUCAUUCAAUGAAGGCUCUAUCAACAAAUCAGCCCGUCUUAACUUCUUUGAGCGUGCCUGUUUAGUCAGUCACUGGAUCUUGUUCACUGCCUGUACAAUUGCUUGGAAUAGUAGCAUUUACAACAUGAUUUUGUUCUUUUUAAUCAGUCAGGCUACUACUGGUUAUACUCUUGCUCUUGUAUUUGCCUUGAACCAUAAUGGUAUGCCUGUGAUUACAGAAGAAAAGGCCGAGACGAUGGAAUUCUUUGAGAUCCAAGUAGUGACGGGUCGUGAUGUGACUCUUUCUGCUUUGGGUGAUUGGUUCUUUGGUGGCCUCAACUAUCAAAUUGAACACCACGUUUUCCCCAAUAUGCCUCGUCACAACCUUCCUAAAGUCAAGCCUAUGGUCAAGUCCCUUUGUCAAAAGUACAAUGUUCAUUACCAUGACACUGGUUUCUUCAAGGGCACUUUAGAAGUCCUCAAGACUUUAGAUGUUACUUCCAACUUGUCAUUACAAUUGAGCAAAAAGGCAUUUUAA